AUACAACAAUACCGAACCGAUUCGAUCCUUUGCCACCAGACCCAUUCCAAACGAAACGAAACGAAACGCAACGCAAAGGCCUUCCCACGCGAAUCCGAUCCCAAUAGCACAGCAAAGAACGGCACGGCACAGCACCGCACACCGCACCAUGGAGACGGAAGCCGGCUCCCCCCCCGAUCCGCGGAGGGAGGACGGAACCCGUGCCAGAAAAGAAGACGAAGACGAAGACGAAGACCAAGUCGCGGGGCCCCCGCCGCGAGCGAUGCGUUCUGCGAUGCAAGACGGCGGGGGCGCUCCGAGUGGCGGAGGCGAACGCGACAACCACGGCAGCGACAGAAACGACAGCGGCAGCGGCAGCGGCAGCGAUAGCCACAACGACAGCGAUAGCCACGACAACGACGACGACGACGACGAGUCCGACGAACACAGCGACACCUCCGAGCUGAUCCGGCUGGCGUCCGCCGCGGCCGUCCGGGACGCGGCAAAGACGAAGCGGUCCGACAGCGACCUGUCGGACUCCGAGGACGAGACCGGGCACGACGACGAGGACAUUCUCGACGAGCUCCUGGAGGAAGACCGGAGGGCCUCCCGCUCUUCGGGCCGGUCCGCCUCCAGCCGGUACAUGGAGCAGGCCUCGUACGAGGCCAGCCUCCUGGAGGACGGCGGCGAAAACGAGAGCGAAAGAGAAAGCGAAGACAAGAGGGCCUCCCCCCGCCGCACCACCCGGCUCACGCCGAGCGGCCGGAUCGGCCGGAGGCGGUCGUCGUCGCUCGGCAUCAUCGACGUGGUGCUGGAACCCAGCGACGACGAACACGAACACAAACACAAAGACGAACCUUCCGCCGGCGAUCCCGAUCCCGGCCGCUCCCAACCCCGGGCCUCCGAGUUCGAGAACUUUCACGGCCUCCAGAGCCUGCGCGGACUCGGCCUUGCUGCAUCCGGUCGCAACGGCGGGGAAAAACGCGAGCGGUGUCCGAGCGAAAACGAUGGUGGAAGCGGUGGCCAGAGCUCCGGCACCGGCGGCCAACGCCGCGAUGCCCCGGUCCAUCCGACCAGCGGGCACGCCGGAGACCCACGGUCUCCCGACUCGGAGCUCCGUGAGGUGUUGCGGGAGUGCGGGUUCGAGCUGGGAUUCGAAUCCGAAUCCGAAUCCGGUGCCGGAAGCCCGCGGGGCAAAACGGAAGAAACCACCGGCGAGCCACCCUGGGACGUCUCGGAAGUGUGCCUCCACGCGGUCUUUUGCGGCUUUUGCCGGCCCCCCCUGGAACUCGGUUCCGCCCGGCAAAUCCUGGCCCUCGAGACGAAGCGGCGGCGGAAGGAGAAGGACCGGAACCCGAAGAGCCCGGGGGGCGGGGACGACGACGAAACAAGCGUCCCCCUGCCCGUCGGGGUGGUCGUCCGGAAGCCUUCGGGGGCGCUCCUCCGCCUGCUCACGGGGGGCACGAAACCUUCCGGGGGCCUCCUGCCCGUGGAGAAGCUGCCGCCCCCGUUUGCGGCGGGCCUCUUUCGGAUCCUCCUCCGGCUGCUGGAGGGGUCGACCGACGCCGCCUACGACGCGGCCGUACUCCUCGCCUCGUGCCCGUGGAAGCACGAGGCGGAACAAAACGAAAAAGACGACAAAGACGAAAAAGGGCCACCGGGCCCACGCAGCACCGGGCGUCUUGGACGGACCGGCGACGCCACCGCCGGCGCCGACCUGGUCCACUCGGUCGUCCGGCUCCGGAUGGCCUGGGCGGGUGCGGUCCGGUCCGUCCUCUCGGCCCUGGACGCCCUGCUCGGCCGGAGCACCGCUCCGCCCGUCGUCCUGUACCCGAUGGCCCGGCUCCUCGGCCUCCUCUGCGCAGGAGGGGUCCGCCCGGGGGAGCUCGGCAGGGCGGUGGCCCUGGCGCAAGACGCCACGAGCGUCCCGCUCCCGGUCCGGCUCCUGCUGGUCCGGGCGCUGGCGGCGGCGGCGGAAGCGGCCGCCUCCCCCGGGAGCCACGGCCACCGCCUCUCGCCGCAGGCGUCGGCCUUUUCGGUGGUUUCGGCGCAGGCGGAAACGCUGGUGCUGACGGGGGCCGCCAACCACCGGGACUUUUUCUCGAUCGUCGGGGGCCCCGGGAUCCAGCGGGCGAUCCAGCUGCCCGGGGAUCCCUCCGCCUGGCCCUUUCGGAACGACUUUGGCGCGGCCUUUUCCUUCCGGGCCGAGGACGUCGGGCCCUGCACCGGUGGCGGACGCGGCGGGGGCUCCCCCCCCUGUAUCUUGCUGCAGGCCCUGAGCGAGAACGGAUGCGGCAUCGAGGUGUCGCUCGUCCCGCUGUCCUCGUCGCCGCCUCCGACGCCGUCCUUUCGCCGGGCUUCCGAAACAAAGGGCCCAGCGGUCCUCCGGCCGACGGUCGCCGUGAUCUCCGUCGCAACGCUCGAGCACCAAAAGGUCGUCGACCGCGUGGGGGUCCACAACUGCCCCCUGCACGCCCGGGUGUGGUACCACGUCGCGAUCCGGCACACCCGGUCGAGGCUGAAGGGGGUCUUCUCGCUGUCCUCGAGGGAGCAGCUGACGGUCCUGAUCGACGGAAAGCCCAUGCUCACCGAAGCGCUCUUGUUUCCCCGGAUCGCCAGGAGCCAUGCCGAUUCCAGGAGGGCGGUCUCCUUCACCGUUGGAAAGAACUUUGAUGGCCAGGUGGCCUCCGUCUACGUCUUCCGGGACAACGUUUCCGAUGCGACCUUCAAGGCCAUGCACGAGGCAACCUCGGCCGGAGCGAGCGACGCGGCGGGCGCUUCCGCGGGUACCGGCGGCAGCGGGGGAAACCCGGGAAAACCCGCGAGAUCGAGCCGGAGCAUCCGAUCGGACGACCUGGAGCACGUGGCCUUUUGCCUGCCGUCGCAGGGGGGCGGCCACCGGGAAACCAGCGGCGGUCCCAUGGACACGGCGGACCUGUCCGGGGACGGGGAAGGAUUCUCCUCCGGGGCGGGCAACCACCCGCUGUCGAGGGCCGCCUUUUCGUCGAGGCUCUACGUCUCCUGGAACCCCCGCCGGAAGGACACCGGUGGCUUCGUGAUGGAACCCUACAGCGGGGCCCACCUCCAGCUCGAUCCGGAAUGUGUUUCGGCGUGGUCCGUCGAGGGCGCCCAGCAGGUCAUCGGAAGCCUCGGGGGGGUCCAGGUCCUCCUCUCGAUCGCCCGGUCGAUGCUCGGCGCACCAGCCGCCGAGCGGUCGUCUCGCGCGAGCAGCGGCGCCGACGAACCAACCACGGUCGCGACGUAUGCGUUGGUCCCGGACCUGCUGAACCUUCUCUCUUGUUUUGUUCGCGGGAACCACCAAAACGCCCGCGAGCUUCUGAGGUGCGGGGGGAUCGACCUCUUGGAACGGCUCCUCUUCGAACACAAGCCAUGGGGCCUCGUCGAUGCGGGGGGGUCCUCCUUCUCGUUAUCGACCCGCACAACGGGGCAUUCGUUGGUUCGAAGCCUGUUCUUGUUUCCGACGCUUUCGAAGGUCCUGGUCCAGGCCCUGGUGGAGCUGCGAUCGUCUUGCAAGCACUUUGCGCCCCUCGAGACGAAAGUGGUCUCGUCGCUGUUGUUCAACAUCCCGUUGUGGCUGUCGGCGGGGCCGGACCGGAAGGUUCUUUGCCUCUCCACGUAUCCCGCCUUUCUGCCGGUCCUCAGCAACAUGGUGCUGAAAAACCCUGCCUGGAUCCGCGACGUUAUCGGUACCACAGACAUGCUGUGGUUGAUUCGAGACAUUGUGGAAACGAAGGUAAGUAGUUGCGUGUGCCCUGUGGAUGCAUGCGCGCACAGCAUCGAAUCGUCGCUCUCAAUCAGGCUUGCAUUGUGGAUCGUUCUUCCGACGCAGGAGGAGACCGACGACGGGCGGGACGGCACCGCACUGUUUCAGCGAACGCCGAGCCAAUCGAUGAAUCCGGGAGGAUUUACCAACCAAGAACGGCACUACCUGAUAGAUACCCUCCUGGCAUGGAUUUUCAAGGUUUUCUCGACCGGACCGGCCAGGGAAGAUUUGUCGGCAUUCAUAUGCCUCCUUUCAAGCUACCUGGGUACGUUCCCUCUUGUGUACUGGCGUGCCACAAAGGUUCUUGCCUCUUCUGCCUGUCUCUCAUAAUUAAGUUUUUCUUCGUAACUUUGCAACAUAGAGCACGAAUGGAACGAAACAGCCAAAGAAAUAUCGGAGGGGAAGCAGGAUUCGGAACGACCUUUUUAUCGCGAAAUGGUAGGUUCAUUGUUUGCGUUUGGUGUGCCACCGUUUCGGGUGUUGGGUUGUCUAGUUAAAGUAAUCUUAUUCAUUUCCUUCGUGCGUCUCGUUCCGAUCAAUAUAGCGCUCCGCGUUUCUCGAAAAAGCGUGCACGGUUUUGUACUGUGCGCUGGAACUUGGUCCUCCACAAACAAUGAAGGACUUUGCUUGGGUAUGCGGUGGCAUCGACAAUGGAGUUGCAUGGAUGCUGUCGGCGAUGGUCAAUUCAUACAGCGACGACAUUCGUUCCAUGGGCAUAAAAUGCGUUGGUGCGUACAUGCGCGCCACUGCACACGGCACAGACCAUCCUCUCUCGUUCGAGAAGAGGUCUUCCUUGAACCUACACAACAAACUAUCUGUCGCGCCUGCAAAAAUUCAAGAAAACACCAUGUCCUUGAUAUCUAAUGUUGGCCAAGGAUUUCUCAACACGGGCGAGAGAAAGAACAAUACAUCAAAUGGGACUAACGAUCCAUCAAAUCUGACGCCGAGGGUUAUAUACAAGCUCCUCUGGCACCUACUGAAGUCGCAUCGUUUCAGAAUGGGCAUAUGCACACAAUCUGCCCUUGUUGGUAUAGUAUUCGAGAAGAAAGAUCCCUUUCUUUCUCAUAAUUUCUUGAUGAGGCAUUUAUUGGUGUCCGAUUCGACGCCACCGUAUGCUACGAGAAUUGAUUUUGAGUGGGCGAAGUCGACGAUGGCGAAGACCGUGGUUGGGGAAGAAGCAAGAAUUCACGAUACUCUCUCUAUGAAUACCAUUUUGAGAGCUUUGCGCUUUUUCCCCACUCAAUAUUCAGGUCGCUGGUUAACUCUUCUUAUUGAUUUAACGAAGGCAAAUCACGGAGCGGCCUCUACCAUCACUUCCUCUACGGAUUGGCAACCCAGUAUGUUCCAAUUCAUAUCAGAAACUAUUGAAAAUAUGGUGACUGCACCAUCGUCUACACCCCAGACAGAGGACAUCAAUGUUGACGAAGAAAAGGACUCAUGUGAGUCGCUUACGUCAAAUAGCUCGCGUAUAGCUUUUGAUCUUUCGUUAGAACUCUACUCGAUUCUUCUUGGGCAUGUUAUUCGAAACAAUACAGAAAAGGUACGUCAAGCAGGAUUGUGUUUUCCUCCGACUCUCGAACACUCUUCUAACACUUGUGCUCGACUCGCAGGCGAUUAUGGUACUGGAAGAAGCAGCCGCAUUGCAACGGGUGUAUGUCAACGGCCCUGAAGUUUUCGGUUUGGUUCUUAGUCACCUUGUGGCUAAUAUUGCUCGAUUCGGAGUGGUGCCAUUUGAUCAGCAACAAAGGACGAAUGCAAAGGAGACCGAGGGUGAUGGGCCUGCAAAUAGAACUCUGUCCAAGCAGAAUGCAAAGAUGGUAACAGAUGCAAUUCUUUCCAAUGGAACUCGAGGAAUAAAACUUUCAACCGCAAAUGCAACUUGGAAGUUUCUGAAAUACCUCGUCAUGUCGACGACAGCAUUCAUUAGUUCUUUGGAUUCGAACGGAGAAUUCCAUGUCGCUUCGAAGAAGGACGAUGUAACCAACGGUGCUUUCGGGAUUCUUCUAUCUGAGGGAGCAGUCGAAGCCUUUGAGUACGAAUAUGUAAUGAAAGUUUAUCAGGAAGAAAAUGAGCACUCUACUCCAAUGGCUAGGCGCUUAGUGAAAAGACUUUCUGUCCAUAUUGCUGUGCAGAUGUUGGCGCUUCUUGAUGCUUUCAUCUUCCCAGAAGACUCCUCCUUGGACUUGAAGUCAUUCCAACUGCAUGGUCUUGCUCUGGUACGGGAAACAGAGACGCAAAUUGGGAAUACGCAAGGACCAUUAUUGGCAUCAUUAAUUCGUGAUUCCUUGCUUCUUAUCUGUAGGCUGGAACCGAGCAGUGUGAAGAUGUUGCAAUGCUGUGGUCGUUUGCGAUGUUUCGUGCACUAUAGUCUAGAGCUAGUUCGAGAAUCCGAAGCGAUGGAGAGGUACUCUGUCACUUUCAAUAAGAUUGCUGUUCCUUUCGAUCAGUUGUUGCAGUCGAGUUUCAUUCGAUCUCACUUCGCACUCCAAAAAUGUGCAAAACUUCUGAGAGAAAUCGAAGCGGAUUCUACCAAGCCCGACCCUCUCUUUUCAAAUAAGGAAGAGCGUAAAAGAGCUUACAGGCGGAUAUUUCGAGUUACCAUCGAGGUAUGUCCCAUUUUCAGCGCUCUUUUCAAUUUCAUUUCAACUUGCGCUAUUUCUGUUCUCACCAUAGGUUCAUUAUUGAUUCAAAAAAUGACAAGCUGCGGGAAAUACUGAUGACUAUUUACGAAAAGCGGGGCGCUGUCUUACGGAAUACUUUGACGAAGGAAUCAAUAGUUGCCUUUCAGUCUUGCAUCGAACCCUCGGUCUUUCUUGAUGCUGAAACAAACAAAACCAUUUCAUCUCAGAAGGAAGCUCUUGUUCGGGACUUGCUUGCGAGCGAUUGGGUACAGAAAUUCGAGAUAGGUCUUUUUCGGAAAACCGAUGCGAUCAGCCUUGUUGAUUGUGAUGCAGCGAAUAUGUUAACAAGCGAAGAUCUGUUCGCACAAGAUUUAGGCAGAUAUUCAUCUGCAAUUGAAAAGGCUUACCAAACAUCUCUUAAUGCCUCUUUUGAAGGUAUGUGUUCUUUGUUCCGUGGUGUAAGCAUUUGUGACUGUUUUGUUAUCGGAUUGCGAUCUAAUCCUGUUUAAUGCACACUUUUGAAAAAGGAUACUUGGAGAACCAAAGGAAGUGGGCAGAGACCAGUGCCGUACGUGAUCUUGAAUUUCAAGGUGACACUACUCUAAAGUCAUUAUCAGGAGAAUGUAAGCAAAAGGGAAAAUUCCGUUCGACGGAUAUGGUGGAACUCUCUUCGGCUGCGAAGUUGCGAUGGGGAGCAAUAGAAAAAAAGGUUGGGAACAUUUUUUUGCAUUCCCAAUCCCAUUGGAGACUUCCUAUAUCAAUGGACCAGAAUGGCCGGCGUAUUUUACUUGUUCCUAAUCUUAAAUUUGAUUCUCAUCAGUGCGCAAGCUAUGAUUCGAUGAUGGGGCAGGAUCGAGAACGAGAGGAAAAGGAAAUAAAAGCGCGGGAGUUGCAGAGCGAACUUUCAGAUCUGAUGAAACGGAAUCAUGAAGCGCUUUCUUCAUACGACGAAAUACUCGCCUUGGAAGACGAAGACGACGAUGAAAAAAAAGAAGAGGAUAUGAAGGACGACUCACAAGUUGUAACUCAGGAACUAUCUAGCCCCGAAACAUUAUCAACUGAGCCAUUGGAGACUAAAGUGAUAGUAGAGGAGUCUAUUUCUGAGGAAUCGGAUGUUGGUGGAGAUGAGUGGGCUCGGGCUUUUGUAUGGCAAGAUGGAGAAUCAAUCGUUGCAAGGUGAGCAUUUUCUCUGCGAAAAUUUAAUGUUCAGGAUGUUUUCUGCUCUAAUCGCAAGUCACACUAACGUUAUUGGUUUCGAUAGGUUUGAGGAGGUCAUGAUCGUAACACUGCGAUACAGGUUUGAUGGCUAUUUAUUAUUGACUACUGAAGGACUUUACUUUCGUCAGAUUGGAAAUGGUGCUAAUGUCAUCAGUAAAGAGUCAUGUCCACUGCCAAGAAGUGAUCGGCGGUGGCGAUUGAAUGGGCUGAAAGAAGUUCACGGGCGCCGCUACUUGUUGAGGACCCAGGCAUUAGAGUUGUUCUUUGCGGAUGGUCAAGAACUUUUCCUUAAUUUCACCAAGGGUCAAAAGGAGCGAAAUCGAUUUUAUGCCAAAGUGAGAAACAGCUGCAAAGUAAGUUAUCGAUUGGAAACAAAGUCAAUACUUCGACAUCAACUCUCAUGAAGUAUCCUAACCUAUUUCUUUUUAGAUUCCUAUGAUAUUUUCGCCAAAGUCUCUGAACCCUCGCGCUGUUUUCAAAAAAUCAAGAAUAACAGAACUGUGGAAAAAGAGAAAAAUAACAAACUUCGAGUAAGUGUCCCGUAAUAGCCUUCGCAUUGUGCGUCUUGUAAUUUUUCCUUGCAAAGCGUGUGAAUGAUUCACAGUGCCUGACCAUUUUCAUCAAUGCAUUUUUAACAGUUAUUUGAUGGCAUUGAAUAGAAUGGCGGGGAGAACGUUCAAUGAUAUCUCGCAGUAUCCAGUUUUUCCAUGGAUCCUUGCUGGUAAGUAAUGCGAAGCACACGUUGUUGAUUGAUACUGUUACAUACAUAUGUCUUACAUAUCGUUUUGAUCAUCUUCAACAACCAUAGAUUACGAAAGUGAAAAACUUGAUCUGUCCGAUAGUAGAGUGUACCGAGACCUAUCGAAACCUGUUGGUGAGUUGUUUUAACGAAAGAGACAACUUAGCUUUCUUCAACAAAACCUUUGUAUCUAACUUAUUACUAUUCUCUCCCUAACGACUUCAUAUUGAUUCAGGUGCCUUAAAUCCCGAUCGACUGGCUAUUCUUAUUGAAAGAUAUCAAGAACUUGAGAGCUUUGGGUUUCCUCCCGAAGAAAAGUUUCUUUAUGGGUCGCAUUAUUCCUCCCCGGGAUUAAUUUUGCAUUUUCUUGUUCGUCAAGAACCCUUUACGAGCAUGGCGAUCGAUCUUCAAUCAGGAAAAUUCGAUUGUCCAGACCGACUUUUUUUCGACUUGAGAGAAAGUUGGAAAAGUUGCAACACGUCUUCUAGUGACGUAAAAGAACUAAUUCCAGGUACAGAUAUACUCGUCAAUUACUGUUCGAUAUGGAUAAGAAAGACAAGGUUUUUUUGGACAUACUUUCUCACUUUUACUUCGCUCUUUUUCGCCCCCAGAGCUGUUUACUACUCCAGAAGUAUUGCAAAACUCGAAUCAUUUCCCUUUGGGUACGACGCAGAAGGGAAUGGUUGUCGACGAUGUUCGCUUGCCCCCGUGGGCAAAAGGAUCAGCACAUGAAUUUGUCAGAAUACAACGGCUUGCGUUGGAGUCCGAGUACGUAUCUAGCAACCUACAGAAUUGGAUCGAUCUAGUGUUCGGAUACAAGCAGCGAGGUCUUGAAGCUGAGAAGGCAUGGAAUGGUAAGUCAUUGCUGCAUGUCCAUUUGUCUAGUAGGACUGUGCCAAAUCUCAAAGGAUGUCUGCUUUUCGACCAUUCCUAUCGAACGGAAACUUGAAUCAAAUUACUAGUCUUUCACUUUCUGUCCUACGAGGGAUCUGUUGAUCUCGAUAAAAUGAAAGACGAUGUCGACAGAAUCGCUACAGAAUCCCAUAUUCAAAAUUUUGGCCAGACCCCAAGUCAGUUAAUCGCAGAUAGUCCCCAUCCAUCUAGGUAUGGAUCCGAGCUUUCGUGGAAGCCUCUGAUCAACAACGUGAGUAUUGCAACAACGAGUUAUUGUCGCUGUUUGUGCCAUGCUUCUCAUGCUGUACCAAUUCUCACCCAUCGAUCGAUCAAUCGAAUAUAAAAUAUUGCGUUGCAGGUUGGAACAGCGGUGCGGCUGCGCUGCCACACGCCUUCGCAGCAAUUCGGGGGCAAGAGUGGUCGUGGCGCCGGUGCGGUCGUCAAUGUGUACGUGAAGACCGACGGCUUGAUUGCUGUGUAUUCGGACCUGAAGGUUGGAUUCUUUUGGUGGUCCCCAAAGAGUGCGACGAAUCGCCUGCAGCCCGAUCGACUCCAGUCCCUGCCGAGCCGCGACCUGAGCUACUCUCGGUCCGUGAUGAAGCGCGGAUCGGCCAUGCCCGAAGCGGUAGGCGGACCAACAAGCCCCUUCGCCGUUGGCAACGCGUCGUUUGCGAUCACCAUCGGCGGGUACGAAAAAGAACAGCUCCGGAGGAGAACCACGUUCACGCACUCGCGCCUGGCCUCCGCAAAGGACGCCCUCUACACCGAUGCGGCCCCCCUUCUCGUCAGCUGCGGAUACUGGGACAACACGGUGAAGGUCCAUUCCACGGAUGCCUGGAAGCUCGAGGCCAGCAACCACGGGGGGCACCGGGGAGCGAUACGCUGUCUCGCCAUGGGCGAGGACGCCGGCCUCCUGGUGACCGGGGGGGAGGAUUGCACGUGCCGGGUAUGGGUCGUGGACCACCCGGAAAUGGCGGCCGUUCUUUCCGAUGGGUACCUGCAGACGGCCCUGGGCAGGCCCCCGAACGACAACCACAUCCUGACCUGCUGCCACGUGCUUCUCGGCCACGAAUCGCCGGUGUCCUGCGUCGCGCUGUCCUCGGAACUCGACAUUGCCGUCUCCGGCUCGGUGGGGGGAAGAAUCUGCAUCCACAAACUCCGAACCGGGGAAUUCGUUCGGUCGUUCCGCCCCCUGGCACCGAGCGGCAGCGCAACGGCUCCCCCCGCGAGCGGCCGGCGGGACGCCGUGCCGGUGACCAAGCUGAUCCUGGAGGAGCACGGCCGGAUGGUCGUUCAGAUGGGCAACCAUCGGUUGCUGACCUACACGGUCAACGGCGUGUGCUUGUGCUCUUCGAACGCCGAGGAACAAAUCCACGACAUGAAAAUCAACGGAGAGGUCCUGGUGACCGGGGGCGAGACCGGACGCGUCUACAUCCGGAACCUGUCCACCCUCAAGAUCUUGUCGGGGAUGAACCUUUCCAAGCACGGGCCGAUACGCUGCGUGAGCUUCACCCCGGCGGACCAGAAUCCGAUCCCCCAGUUCUUGUUCAUCGGCAGCGACGACGGCAUGAUAUCGAUCGUCGAGCAAAACGUUUGACGACGGAGUGACCGACACCGCGGCACCGAACAAAAGGCACGAGACGGCAGAAUUCCUGGAUGCCCCAGACGUAAUAUUAUACUACUUAUAGAGAUAGAAUAGAUAGAAUGAAUAUAC
Molecule: messenger RNA, 10949 nt
Organism: Pseudo-nitzschia multistriata
Lineage: Eukaryota; Bacillariophyta; Bacillariophyceae; Bacillariales; Bacillariaceae
Source: the annotation of a GenBank genome assembly